Messenger RNA from Diaporthe citri, 717 nucleotides. RefSeq lists its product as uncharacterized. The record is from RefSeq and is a predicted model, not a curated record. Bases 1 to 717 code for a protein of 238 amino acids. Lineage: Eukaryota; Fungi; Ascomycota; Sordariomycetes; Diaporthales; Diaporthaceae. The transcript has a single exon.
AUGCAAAGCUCUUGCGCAUUUGAUUCGGGGCCCUGGGAUGGCAUCCGAAAUGUGUCCGUGGCACCGGAGCGCUUCGCAAAGGCCAGGCGAUCUUCUGCGAUAUCGAUAGCCACCACACGGGCGGCGCCAAAUGCACGGGCAACAGCACAGCAGAGGAGCCCAAUUGGUCCGGCGCCAAAAAAUGGCAAAGCUUUUGCCUUGCGCGUCUCCAGCAAGACGACAGCAAUGCACUGCGACACUCAAUGGCUCAACGGGCGCCCCUUCGCGGAGCGAAACCUGGCCUGGAAGCAGAUGGCAGCAUUCUUCCGGGAGAACGUAGUAGGUCGCAAGGGUACCGUCGUAUGGCGGUGUCGCGGCGAAUUUCACAUCCGCGCAAAGGUUGUAACGGCCACUCCUGCACUUUUGGCAAACAUUGCAAGCAGCGCCAGGCUCAAGAGCUACUCGGUCGCCGGCUCUCAGGUUCUUGACAUCGGGUCCGCAUUCUUCGAUGAUUCCUGCCGAUUCGUGGCCCAGGACAAUGGGUUUAUCGACGACGUAUCUGCCGAUUCGGCCAUGUUGCCAGUAAUGAAUCUUGCAGAUGAGAUCGUCAGCGUCGCUCGCAUUAGAAAAUGUGAUAUUGGAGGUCAUCUUACAUCUGAGCCACAAAGUCCAGUCACCAUAACCUUUACCAGCACAUCUCUUGUCGAACGGAGGCUUGGUUUAGAGCGAACUUCAUAG